Messenger RNA from Vicia faba (fava bean), 1248 nucleotides. Lineage: Eukaryota; Viridiplantae; Streptophyta; Magnoliopsida; Fabales; Fabaceae. The record is from the annotation of a GenBank genome assembly.
AUGAUGAAUAAAUUAAAAAAUGCACUAGUUCCAUUGACGAACCUUCAAUUCCAACAUCGUGGCAUAGCAAAAGUCCGUCUAAAAUGGGUAAAAAACCGAAGCAUCGAUCACAUAAUCGACAAAGAAACCGAUCUCAAAGCCGCUUCGCUUCUCAAAGACGCAAUCAAGCGUUCCUCCACCGGUUUCCUCACCGCCAAAACCUUCGCCGACUGGCAAAAGCUUCUCGGCCUAACCGUCCCCGUCCUCCGCUUCAUGCGCAGGUAUCCGACUCUGUUCCACGAGUUCCCUCACCCUCGCUGGAACUCUCUCCCUUGUUUCCGUUUAACCGAAACCGCGGAGCUUUUAGAUUCUCAAGAACAGAAUAUCUACACUCUUCACGAAAACGACACCGUUGAGAGACUCUCUAGGUUACUCAUGAUGAUGAAAACUCGUACUGUUCCUUUACAGUCUCUUUAUCCUCUUAAAUUUGAUCUAGGUUUCCCUGAUUCCUUUGAGAAAACCCUAAUUCCCAAAUAUCCUGAAAAUUUUCAGUUUGUUAAGGCUCCCAAUGGUGUUUCGGCUGUUCGACUUGCGCGGUGGUGCGAUGAAUUUGCGGUCUCGGCUUUGCAGAAGAGUAAUGAGUGUGAGAGUGAUCAGUAUAGGGAGUUUAAGAGAGGGAAGACCGCGUUGGUUUUUCCGAUGAGGUUUCCGAGAGGCUAUGGUGGACAGAAGAAGGUUAGGUUUUGGAUGGAUGAGUUUCAGAAAUUGCCUUAUAUUUCGCCUUAUGCGGAUUCGUCUAAGAUUGAUCCGAAAAGUGAUUUGAUGGAGAAGCGCGUUGUUGGGGUUUUGCAUGAGAUUUUGAGUUUGUGUUUGCAUAAGAAAACUAAGAGGAACUACUUGAGAAGUUUGAGGGAGGAGUUGAAUCUUCCUCAUAAGUUUACGAGGAUUUUUACGAGAUAUCCUGGGAUAUUUUAUCUUUCGUUGAAGUGUAAAACAACUACUGUUACUCUUAGAGAAGGGUAUGCAAGGGGGAAACUGGUGGAUCCGCAUCCACUUGCUCGUCAUAGAGAUAAGUUUUACCAUGUGAUGAGGACGGGGCUUCUUUAUCGUGGUGAUGGAUCAUUGAAAGUUGGGGAAGAUGCUUUGAUGGUUGAUUCUAUGGAGAAUGAUGAAAUGGGAGAUGGGGAUUCUGAGGAGGAAGAGGUUGAAACAAGUGAUGAAUUCUGCGAGGAUGAAGUUUCAGACUCAGAUGAUAGUAGUAGUGAGUAA